Musca vetustissima is the source of this 1575-nucleotide messenger RNA. RefSeq names its product zinc finger protein 234-like. The record is from RefSeq and is a predicted model, not a curated record. The transcript has 2 exons. The coding region runs from base 1 to 1575 and encodes 524 amino acids. Gene Ontology annotation, biological process: regulation of DNA-templated transcription. Gene Ontology annotation, molecular function: DNA-binding transcription factor activity, RNA polymerase II-specific; RNA polymerase II cis-regulatory region sequence-specific DNA binding. Lineage: Eukaryota; Metazoa; Arthropoda; Insecta; Diptera; Muscidae.
AUGUUAAAAGUCCUUCCACCAACAACGUUUCUGGGCGAUCGGCCAAAGGCGAAAUGUGGUGAAAUUUAUUUCCAUAGCUCCAGAGAUUUUACAAUUCUGUGUGUAUGUGGUUUGAAGCAUUUCGUCUUUGAUGAUUUCCUGUUGCACAUCCAAAAUGUCCACUUUGAAAAUGAUUUACUUAAAACGGAGUCCUUUGAUAACAAAAGCAACACUCAGAGUGUGACAGCGGAAGUGCAAAUAAAAUCAGAAUCAGGUGAUACACAACCUGCCGAAUAUGAUCAAUUACACGAAGAGGAAAUCUGGGAUAGUCAGGCAUUGAUUGGUGGUGAAGAGGAGGAUUUUCUCUCCAGUCAUGAUAAUAUUGAUGGUGAUGCGGAUGAUGACCAUCAUAAUAAUGAUGAGUAUAGCGACAAUGACAGCUAUGGGGAGGAGGUUAUAACCGUGUUGAAAAAGGAACCCCAAACAAAGGUAAAAAAGGCUAAGAACAAAAUUAACAGUGAUUUUGAAGAGGAGGCGGAGGAUGAUGAUGAUGGCGAUGAAGACAACCAUAGCUCCGAUGAGGACUAUAAGCCAAUUUUAAAUACUGAUGGCACUACCACCACCACCACCUCCAACACAAACCAAUCCUGUGUGGAAUGUGAAAUUUGCAACAAAUCCUUUCGAAAUGAGAGAUCUUUGAAGACACACAUAAAACGGGUACACGAUACAAGUGAAGAAAAAAAGUGCACCAGCACCGAGAUCAAAGAACACAUUUGUCCCGACUGCAAUGAGGUGUUCCCAAAAAGGAAAUAUUUAGAUAAACAUGUUGUUGUGGCACACGAGGGCUGGAAAUGUUCUGUGUGUGAAUCGCGCCACAAGCAACGCCAUCAACUGAAGCGCCAUGAAAAAACCCACAAUGCCGAAAAAACCUUCACCUGCCCCAUGGCGGGAUGUGGUAAAAGUUUUGCCGAAAAAUACUACCUGAGGCGGCACAUCGAUGUGCACAAAACCGAUCGUAGUUUCUGUUGUGACUUCGAAAAUUGUGGCAAGUUGUUUGCCACCAUGCGCCGUCUGCGGGCCCACCAAAACAUCCACACAAAACCGAAAAAUCUCAUCUGCGACGCGUGCGGCUAUACGUGUCGGGAAAAUGAAACAUUGCGGGUACAUCAACGUUCACACACUGGCGAGAGGCCCUAUGCCUGUGAGGUGUGUCAGAAACGCUUUGUAUCCAGUUCGGCAUUGGGCGAACAUAUGGCAUCGCAUUCAACGGAACGGCCGCACAUCUGUAAGGUCUGCAAUGCCUCGUUUGCCCGCCAGAAAGCUCUCUAUCAUCAUAGUUUUCUACAUUUGAAUGUGAAGAAAUUUAAAUGUAAAAUAUGUGGUAGUGCCUAUAAGCAGGCAUCGGGAUUAGCGGGGCAUAUGCGUAAGCAUCGUGAAGAGGGUAUGAUGUCAAUGGUACCUGAAAGAAAAACAAAUGUUGCGGUGGGAGGACAGCAGGCGCUGGCGCCGUCAUCUACCUCUUCCGGUGUUGGACCAACAGCAACUACAUUAAAGUUAACAUAUGUCCCGACAACAUAUUCUUUUAGUACAUUUUAA